AAAGUAUAUAAAUCAUCUCCUUUUAGUAAAUUACAUCAAAUUUUGUCUAGAUUUUCUUCUUCUCACUAAGACCAAUAAUAUAGAGAAGAAGAAAUCUUUUGUGUGUAGGGUAAGAGAUUUUCUUACCUAGAUCUUAUAUCUCUUUAUAUAGAUAUCAUAUCAUGAUUUCUGGAAGAUGUGCUGCUUGCAAGAAUCAAAGAAGAAAAUGCCCUUCUGAUUGCAUAUUUUCUCCAUAUUUUCCUGCCAAUGAUCCUCAAAAAUUUGCUUGUGUCCACAAAAUCUAUGGUGGCAGUAAUGUUGGAAGAAUGCUUCAGGGAAUCCCAACCUAUCUGAGAGAACAAGCUGCAAAUGCAUUGUAUUUAGAAGCAAAAUGGAGGAUUGAUGACCCUGUUUAUGGAAGUGUUGGCAUUAUCUCUUCAUUGUAUGAACAAGUUCAAAAUGCAGAAAUUGAGCUAGCAAAAAUUCAAGCUCAGAUUGCUUUCUACAAACUCCAAACCCAACAUGUUGAAGCUGAACCAAAUUCGGAAGUUUUGCAAUCACAAAGCAUCACUAUGGAGCAGUUUGAAUCGGACAAUCCAACUAUAACUUCUUGGUUCAAUUGA
Arachis ipaensis is the source of this 602-nucleotide messenger RNA. Its product is annotated as LOB domain-containing protein 23-like. The record is from RefSeq and is a predicted model, not a curated record. NCBI's taxonomy places the organism in Eukaryota, Viridiplantae, Streptophyta, Magnoliopsida, Fabales, Fabaceae.